GUGAAACAGUCGAAGCAGAAAACGUCAAAUAAUUGUCUAUCAGAGCAUGUUAUAAAACUAGCGAAAACAGAAACGGUCACAGUUGAUGAGGAGUCAUGGAAAAAAGGAAGAAGAAUGAUAGAUCUAUUUUAUGUAGCCAAACAGCUCUUUUGUCGACAAUGCAAGGAGGCACUUGCUCUGAUAAACAUUACAUCAGAAAAAAAUAUGGGGUAUGCAAGCCAUUUGUUUAUACAAUGUGAAUGCGGGCAAGUUAAUAAGAUUGAGACCAGUGAAACACAUGUACAUGGAAAACGUGGCCCACAGGUGUAUGAUGUAAACACAAAAGCAGCAUUAGCAAUGAUAGAUGUUGGCAUAGGUGUUCGUCAGCUUUCCAGACUUAUGACAAUAAUGGGUGUCCCUGGUAGUUCUGAAAGAACGAUGAAGAAGAGAGAACGCGAGCUGUUUAAACCAAUGGUAGAUGUAGCACGAGAUUCAUGUCAUGAAGCAAUUACAAAGGAAUGUUCAGAAACAAGAAUUGCAACUCCAGGAAAAGGAUUGUCAGUAAAGUAUGAUAUGUGUUGGCAGAAGCGGGGAUCAGGUCGCUCGUACAGUAGUUCGUCGGGCGUUGGAACAGCAAUUGGUCAGCUUACUGGGAAAAUAUUAGAUUAUGACCUUCGUGUUACACAUUGCGCCAUAUGUCACAGUGCUGAGAAAGCCAAAUUAGACGCAAAACCACACAACUGUCAAAAGAAUUGGUCAAAAAGCGCAAAAGCCAUGGAAUCGUCAACAGGAGCAUCACUGAUGGAAAAUAUUGAAGAAGUUUCUGGGGUUCCUGUUGAUGUGCUUAUUAUGGAUGAUGAUUCAGCUACUUUGUCUAGGGUAAAAGAAGCUUUGGACCACGAGGUAAAAAAAUGGAGCGAUAUCAACCAUUCAACAAAAUCACUCGGUAAUGCUUUUUAUAAUUUGAAAUCUAAACACAAAACACUGAGUACAGAUAUCAUAGAAUAUUACAAAAUGUGUUUUUCAUAUGCUAUUCAACAGAAUAAAAACAAUGCAACUAAGCUCAAAGAAACAUUAACAGCAAUUGUUCCACAUUCAUUUGGUAUUCAUGACAAAUGUGGCAAUUGGUGCAAUAAAAGCAUUGAAAAUAAUUUUCAUAAAUAUCUCCCUCAUGGUAAACCGCUAACGGAUGAUGCUUUACGACAAGACGUCCAAAUCAUAUUUGACACAGUCGCUAACAAUGCUGAACGUCUAGCACCGGCUGGAUCAACAAAGGAUGUUGAAUCUACAAACAAUAUAUAUGCAUCUAAAGCACCUAAACGGUUUUGUUUCAGUAAAAGCGAAAAUCUGAAAACACGGGUGAGCGCUGCAGUGUUGCAAAAAAAUAUAGGGUAUUCUUAUAUUUCAUGCAUAAAUACACAAGCUAACCUUUUAACGGAUGCAAUCACUAAUAACCAUUCUGAAAAAUUGUCAAAAGAGAGAAAACGGAAACGGAAGUACUCCCAGCAACCAAUUGUAAAAAAGCGGCGUUUAGAAAAGAAGAAAUUUAGGAAUAAAUUAAUACAGACAGAAAAAAAAGAGGGUGUUACUUAUAAAUCUGGAUUGUCUCUUAGUUUAGUAACUGAAGAUAAAGAGAUCCCGGGAAUCAAACAGAAACCAGCAUUAUUGCCCUUUUCAUCUUUUACUGGUAGUUGCAUACUUUUUGACCUGGAAACAUCUUCGCUGAAAUUAGAUUCCGAAAUUCUGCAAAUAGCUGCACUAAACAUAGUCUCUGGUGAUAAGUUUGAUACGUAUAUUCAGCCGAAUAAAUCAAUAGCGCCGAGUUCCAGUGCUGUUACUGGUUUAACAGCAAAUGGAAAUAUCCUUUUUUACAAUGGAAAACCUGUUCAUGCAGUUACUUCGGAAUCAGCUUUCCAGAGUUUUGUACUUUGGUUAGAACAAUACGGUCAGGUCAUGCUUGUUGCACAUAAUUGCAAAUUAUUUGAUGCAAGGCGUUUGAUUAAUAACAUGUCCAAACUAACCUGCUAUGCAGCUUUCAGGAAAUCUGUUUUUGGAUUCGCCGACACGCUUCCGCUUUUCCGGCAAAAAUUUCCAGGCCUAAAUAGCUACAGUCAGCAAAAGUUAUUUGAACAUUUUUGUAAUGAAAAGUACAAUGCACAUAAUGCCGUUGAUGAUGUCGAUUCCUUACAUAAUUCAUUCAAAAAUGUGUGA
This is a messenger RNA of Mytilus californianus (California mussel), 2190 nucleotides long. RefSeq lists its product as uncharacterized. Gene Ontology annotation, biological process: DNA catabolic process. The coding region runs from base 115 to 2190 and encodes 691 amino acids. Gene Ontology annotation, cellular component: cytoplasm. The record is from RefSeq and is a predicted model, not a curated record. Lineage: Eukaryota; Metazoa; Mollusca; Bivalvia; Mytilida; Mytilidae. Gene Ontology annotation, molecular function: 3'-5'-DNA exonuclease activity; nucleic acid binding. The transcript has 4 exons.